AUGCCAACCUCCCCCACCGACAUAGCCAACCUCUACAACAUUCUCGGCGCCGGCGAGCUCUCACGCCUCGACACUCAUCCUGUAGAGCUCCUGGUGACUCUCCGCACAAUAAGAGAAGCCCUUCCCCAAGCACCCCAGCGGAUUGCUGACGUUGGCGGUGGUCCUGGAAAAUAUGCGUUUGCCCUCGCCGAUCAAAGACAUUUAGUCGAUCUCGUCGACCUUAGUCCCGGGCUAAUCCAGAUCGCUCAAGUUGAGCAAGACAAACGUAACGCUGCUGGGCAGAAAAGUCUUCAAAGCCUUGCAGUUGGAAACGCUCUAGACCCGAAUAUUUUGCGACAUGGUAUCUACGAUGCUGUACUGCUCUUGGGACCCUUAUAUCACUUGGUAGAGGAAUCGGAGCGAGUAAAUGCUGUCGCUAAUGCUGUGCGGCUGGCGAAGCCUAAGGGCGUACUUUUUGUAGCAUUCGUAAGCAUUUCGGCGCAUCUGAGAGAUAUUGCGAUGAGAGAUCCAAGCAGACUCAUUGCAGAGAAGGAGUUCUAUGCCAAAUAUCUUCAAGACGGUCGAUACGAGAAGUUCAAGCCCGGGGUCGGGAACGUCCAUAGCUUUCACACGCAAGUGAGCGAUAUUAGAUCUUUUUUUGCCGACAACUUCGCCGACACGCUAGAGCUCAUGGAAUUACGAUCGCAAGAAGGUAUCCUAGGUGGUAGUCUUGAUAGUGCAUUAUCCAAGUCUCAGCCGCAGGUUGCUCAAGCGUGGGCCGACUUGAUGUACGAGAAGUACUCUACUGGAGAGGAACAUCUGGGAUGUGCGGAUCAUCUAAUUGCAGUUUUGAAGAAGAAAGACUUGUGA
Molecule: messenger RNA, 849 nt
Organism: Trichoderma harzianum CBS 226.95
Lineage: Eukaryota; Fungi; Ascomycota; Sordariomycetes; Hypocreales; Hypocreaceae
Exons: 2
Coding region: 1-849 (282 amino acids)
Source: RefSeq, a predicted model, not a curated record